AUGGCAAACGCUCAGAAAGCGGUUUUGGGGCCGUUGGUGGGGGCAGUGGACCAAGGUACCAGCUCAACGCGUUUUUUGGUUUUCAAUCCCAAAACAGCUGAACUACUUGAUCAUCAUCAAGUGGAAGUAAAUCAGGAGUUGCCCAGAGAAGGAUGGGUAGAAGAAGACCCAAAGGAAAUCCUGCAGUCUGUGUACCACUGUAUAGAGAAAACAUGUGAGAAACUUGGACAGAAGAGCAUUGAGAUUUCCAACAUAAAAGCUAUUGGUGUCACCAAUCAGCGAGAAACGACUAUAGUCUGGGACAAGAUAACUGGAGAACCCCUCUACAACGCGUUGGUGUGGCUUGACCUAAGGACGCAGUCCACUGUGGAGAACCUCAACAAAAGCAUUUCAGAAGGCAAUAACUUUAUCAAGACCAAGACAGGCCUCCCAAUCAGCACUUACUUCAGUGCAGUGAAACUCUGCUGGCUCAUUGACAAUGUGAGAAAAGUGAAAAAGGCCAUCGAAGACGGCAGAGCUCUUUUUGGGACCGUUGACACAUGGCUUAUCUGGAAUAUGACUGGAGGCAUCAACGGAGGUGUCCACUGUACCGAUGUAACUAAUGCAAGCAGGACCAUGCUUUUCAAUAUCCAUUCUUUGCAAUGGGAUGAAGAGCUCUGCGAUUUUUUUAAAAUUCCAAUGAGCAUCCUUCCCAGAAUCCGGAGCUCUUCUGAGAUCUAUGGUCUAAUGAAAAUUGGGCCGUUGGAAGGUGUGCCAAUAUCUGGGUGUCUGGGGGACCAGUCUGCUGCUUUGGUGGGACAACUGUGCUUCCAGGAUGGACAAGCCAAAAACACAUACGGAACAGGCUGUUUCUUACUAUGCAACACAGGCCAAAAGUGUGUAGCUUCUGAACACGGCCUUCUUACCACAGUGGCUUACAAGCUUGGCAGAGAGGAACCUGUCUAUUAUGCACUGGAAGGUUCAAUAGGUAUAGCGGGUGCUGUUGUUAGCUGGCUAAAAAACAAUAUUAAAAUUAUUCAGGCAUCAAGGGAAAUUGAAAAAUUAGCUGGAGAAGUAGGCACUUCUUAUGGCUGCUACUUUGUUCCAGCUUUUUCAGGGUUAUAUGCACCUUACUGGGACCCCAGUGCCAGAGGGAUCAUCUGUGGACUCACUCAGUUCACCAAUAAAUGCCACAUUGCAUUUGCUGCGUUAGAAGCUGUUUGUUUUCAAACCAAAGAGAUUUUAGAGGCCAUGAAUACUGAUUGUGGAACACCCAUGAAACAUUUGCAGGUCGAUGGAGGAAUGACCGAAAACAAAAUCCUUAUGCAACUGCAAGCAGACAUUUUGUGCAUUCCAGUGAUGAGACCCUCCAUGCCGGAAACAACUGCCCUGGGGGCCGCCAUGGCAGCAGGGGCUGCAGAAGGGGUUAGCGUGUGGAGUCUGGACCCCAAGGACUUGUCAGUCGUUCAGAUGCAGAAGUAUGAACCUAAGAUCAACAUUGAGGAAAGUGAAGUUCGUUAUGCCACAUGGAAGAAAGCUGUGAUGAAGUCAAUGGGCUGGGUUUUGACUCAGACUCCUGAAAGUGGUGACCCCAGUACGUUCAACAGUCUGACUUUGGGCUUUUAUAUAGUGAGUAGCAUGAUGAUAUUAAUUGGGGCAAGGUACAUCUAA
Molecule: messenger RNA, 1650 nt
Organism: Peromyscus californicus insignis
Lineage: Eukaryota; Metazoa; Chordata; Mammalia; Rodentia; Cricetidae
Product: glycerol kinase-like
Exons: 1
Coding region: 1-1650 (549 amino acids)
Biological process (GO): glycerol-3-phosphate biosynthetic process; triglyceride metabolic process; glycerol metabolic process
Cellular component (GO): mitochondrion
Molecular function (GO): glycerol kinase activity
Source: RefSeq, a predicted model, not a curated record